UGCCAUCAAAAAAAAAAAAGAAAAAGUCCUAAAAUAACAUUAAAAUGCUCACCUCCUCCCAGAUGGCUUCCAGGAUUAAACCUCCCUCUCAUCCUGUUCUUUGCUCCUCUGGCUGGGGUUUCAGGGGUAGUGCUGGGAUCCAGCCAUGCCCCCUGCCUGGGGAGGGGGAGACCCUGGGAGCAGGCAGUGCCCGGCCCCCUCCCCCUCUGUCUCUUGCCCCACAGAGAUCCUGGCCCAGCCCGUGGUCGUGGCUAACAGCACGGCCUUGGUGGAGCGCCGGGACACCCUACACCUGACGUGCAGCAGCCCCAGCCCUGCUGAGGUCCGCUGGUUCUUCAACGGCGACACCUUGCCCAUCGCCGUGCGCCUUGGCCUGUCCCCCGACGGCCGGGUGCUGACCCGGCAUGGCAUCCGCAGGGAGGAGGCCGGCGCCUACCAGUGUGAGGUCUGGAACCCUGUCAGUGUCAGCCGCAGCGAGCCCGUCAACCUUACCGUGUACUUUGGCCCUGAACGCGUGGCCAUACUCCAGGACUCCACGACCCGCACAGGCUGCACCAUCAAAGUCGACUUCAACACGUCCCUCACGCUGUGGUGUGUGUCCCGGUCCUGCCCGGAGCCUGAGUACGUGUGGACCUUCAAUGGGCGGGCCUUAAAGAGCGACAAAGACCACCUGAACAUCAGUAGCAUGACAGCCACCCAGGAGGGCACGUACACGUGUAUUGCUAAGAACCCCAAGACCCUGCUCUCUGGAUCUGCCUCAGUGGUGGUCAAACUCUCUGCGGCCACGGUCGUCAUGACCAUCGUUCCGGUGCCCACCCGGCCAAUGGAGGGCCAGGACGUGACGCUGACCGUCCAGGGCUACCCCAAGGACCUGCUGGUCUAUGCCUGGUACCGUGGGCCUGCCUCCGAGCCCAACCGGCUUCUCAGCCAACUUCCUUCGGGGAACUGGAUCGCAGGCCCCGCGCACACAGGCCGGGAGGUGGGCUUCCCCAACUGCUCACUGCUGGUGCAGAAGCUGAACCUCACGGAUGCCGGCCGCUAUACCCUCAAGACCGUCACACUGCAGGGCAAGACGGAGACGCUGGAAGUGGAACUGCAGGUGGCCCUCCUGGAGUAGCACUGUGGACCUGGAGACCUCCAGAGAGACGAGCUCUUCAUGUCACUCUCCUGUCUCCUCUCCUGGAGCAGAGGGCCACUCACUUUCAGCAAGGAUGCCAGACCAUGGUCCUCUCUUCUCCUGCUUUCACCCUAGAGUUAGAGCCCACAGGGCCCUACUCCUUCACCGAGCUGUCGGAGAGCCACAGCCUAUAAACAUCCUGGUUAAC
Bubalus bubalis (water buffalo) is the source of this 1325-nucleotide messenger RNA. It is a transcript of the gene CEACAM16, whose product is annotated as CEA cell adhesion molecule 16, tectorial membrane component. The record is from RefSeq and is a predicted model, not a curated record. Bases 146 to 1117 code for a protein of 323 amino acids. Lineage: Eukaryota; Metazoa; Chordata; Mammalia; Artiodactyla; Bovidae. The transcript has 4 exons.